Messenger RNA from Rubroshorea leprosula, 1338 nucleotides. NCBI's taxonomy places the organism in Eukaryota, Viridiplantae, Streptophyta, Magnoliopsida, Malvales, Dipterocarpaceae. The record is from the annotation of a GenBank genome assembly.
CCGAAAUCCAUUUCAAGACAACUCUUUCUCCUCUCUUUCCUUUUCAUGGCAGCAAACACAAACGAAAUGGAUCGGAUCAAAGGCCCGUGGAGCCCCGAGGAGGAUGAUUUGCUGCAGAGGUUGGUCCAGAAGCAUGGUCCCCGGAACUGGUCCUUGAUCAGUAAAUCGAUUCCUGGCCGAUCGGGGAAGUCCUGCAGGUUGCGGUGGUGUAACCAGCUCUCGCCGCAGGUGGAGCACCGCGCUUUUACUCCCGAGGAAGAUGAGAUGAUAAUCCGAGCCCAUGCGCGUUUCGGCAACAAGUGGGCUACAAUCGCCCGCCUCCUCAACGGCCGUACGGACAACGCCGUGAAGAAUCACUGGAACUCGACUCUUAAGCGGAAGUGCUCGUCGGUGAUGGAGGAUGGUAAUUUUGGGAGCAGCGGAGGGUACGAUGGUGAUUUGAUAGCUGAGCACCAGCAACCGUUGAAGAGAUCGGUGAGCGCGGGAUCUGGAUGCCUGGUCUCCACCGGGCUGUACAUAAGCCCAGGUAGCCCGACGGGGUCCGACGUGAGCCAUUCUAGUGUUCCAGUUCUGUCCUCCUCGCAUCUGUACAGGCCGGUGGCGAGAACCGGUGGGGUUAACGUAGAUGUCAACGUUUCCCCGGCGGUAGAGACGACGUCAUCGUCAAACGAUCCCCCGACCUCCCUGAGCCUGUCUCUACCAGGCGCAGACUCCUCUGAGGUGUCGAACCACCCCCUAGAGUCACCUCCAGUGAACAGCGCAAACUCAAGUGCAAGUGCUAACACGAAUUCAGCACCUGUAGCGAAUCAAACCGGAGGAAGUGGGGUUAUGGGGUUCGGUGCUGAGUUCAUGGCUGUGAUGCAGGAGAUGAUAAAAGUGGAGGUGAAGAACUACAUGUUGCAGUUGCAGCAGAAACAGAAUGGCGGCGGUAUGUUUAUGCAGUUUGGUGAUGACAGUGGGUUUAGGAAUGUUAUGGCUACAAAUCGACUGGGUAUUAGUAAAAUCCAGUAACGAUGGUGUUAAUGGUAGAGAAAUAGAAGGAUGUUGCUCUGUUUUUUUCCUCCUCUUCUGGUUUAGGGAAAUAAGUUUUUGGCAAAUGUACAGUGAGACCAGGUGGUAGAGGAAUGGAAGGAGGGAGAGAAGAAGAUUGGACCUUUACCUGUUUCUAUGGAAGAACUAGCGAACAAAGAACAUUCGAAUCAAAAAUGAAAAAAAACCAAUCUUUGAAAUUUCAAUCCAAGUUUAUAUAACCAAUCCUUCUAAAUGAAACUUCUGUCCUGUAAUUGUGUAGAAUUUUAAUAUGAAUUUCACUGAACUGAAUAACCAGGAUGAUCACUU